AUGAGGCUGCAGUGCAGCAGGCGGAUCGCGGUCGCUGCGAGACUGGUCAGGAUGGCGCGGACGCCGACGUCGAAGACGGCCGCUGCCCCCAAGGCCCCCGGCCUGCGUCGCACCCCGAGCCAGGACGGCCCCGCGAGGGCACAGAGCGCUGGCAAGCGGACGCUGACGACGUCCCAGGCCGCGACGGCCACCCAGGAGGCGAUUCCGGCGGAGGUGGGGGGCCUGUACGAGGGCGCGAUGCCCAAGGCUGAGAUUGGCGCGCUGAAGCUCAUCGAGCGCAACGCGAGGUGGGACGGCCGCGGCACGAUCGUCGCGAUCUUCGACUCCGGCGUCGAUCCUGCCGCCGCGGGGCUCCAGGUCACGAGCGAUGGGAAGCCGAAGGUCAUCGACAUCAUCGACUGCACGGGUUCCGGCGACGUCGACACCUCCCAGGUCGUGCAGGCGGACAAGGACGGCGUCAUCGAGGGCGCGAGCGGGCGGAAAAUGAAGGUCAACCCAGACUGGGACAACCCGAGCGGCGAGUGGCGCGUCGGCUGCCGCCGGCUGUUCGAUUUCAUGACGUCGUCGCUCAUCAACCGCCUCAAGCGGGAGCGCGCGAAGGCGUUCGACGAGGCGCAGCGCGCGGCGGUGGCGGCCGCGGGGAAGGCCCUCGCGGACUUCGACCGCGAGAACCCCUCCCCUGACACGGAGGGGGGCAAACGGAGGGAGGAGCUGGAGGCGCGAGUGAAGCUGCUGACGGAGCUGGCGGAGAAGCGGAAGGACCUGGGGCCGAUGGUGGAGUUCGUGGUGUGGAAGGACGGCGAGGGGUGCUGGCAGGGCGCGGUCGACACGGCCGACCUGUACGCGGAGGGGUCUGGCGAGGGGGCCCUGGGGGACUUUUCUCCCAUGACGGACUUCGACGUGAAGCGCCAGUGGGCGGUCUUCUCCCCGACGGACUCGUGCACGUUCGGGUUCCACUUCUACCAGGACGGCGACGUCCUCUCCGUCGUCACCGACUGCUCCCCGCACGGCACGCAUGUCGCGGGCAUCACCGCCGCCUACCACCCGGAGGACCCCGCGCUGAACGGCGUGGCGCCGGGGGCGCAGAUCAUCUCGUGCAAGAUCGGCGACGGCCGCCUGGGGUCGAUGGAGACGGGCCCCGGCCUCACGCGUGCCAUCGCAGCAUGUAUCAAACACAAGUGCGAUUUGAUCAAUAUGUCGUACGGGGAGGCGACGCGGACGCCGGACGCGGGGCGCUUCGUGGACCUGGCGAACGAGGUCGUGAACAAGCACGGCGUGCUGUUCGUGUCGAGCGCCGGGAACGCCGGGCCGGCCCUGACCACGGUGGGAGCCCCCGGGGGGACUUCGUCGGCGAUCAUCUCGGUCGGGGCGUACGUGACGACGGACCUCGCGCAGACGGGGCACAGCGUCAGGGGCGACAGUCCGGGCGACCAGCAGUACACGUGGUCGUCCCGCGGCCCGACCUCCGACGGCUACCCGGGCGUCACUCUGUCGGCCCCCGGCGGCGCGAUCGCCCCCGUGCCGCAGUGGACCACCCAGAAGCGCCAGCUGAUGAACGGCACCUCGAUGGCGUCCCCGUCGGCUUGCGGAGGCAUCGCGCUCGUGCUGUCGGCGCUGAAGGACCUGGACAUCGCGCGCGACCCCCCGCGCGUCCGCCUGGCCCUCGAGAACACGUGUCGCCCCCUCGGCGACGAGGAGGUGGGGCCGUGGGUCCUGACGUCGGGCCGCGGGCUCAUCCAGUGCGACGCCGCGGUCGAGUACCUCGAGAAGUCCUCCAACAUCCCCUUCGGCGACCUCCGCUACGACGUCCACGUGACUGCGUCAGGGUCCUCUGCGCGCACGCGGGGGUUGUACCUCCGGGACCCCCCCACGCACGCCUCGAAGCUCCAGGCCACCGUCUCCGUGACACCCGCCCUCCACGACUCCUCGGACGUCGCCACGGAGCGCUGCAACGUCGAGGAGCGCCUCGAGCUGGUGACAACUGCCCCUUGGGUGCACGCGCCCUCCAAGCUCCUGCUCCACCACCUCGGGCGGGUGUUCAACGUCGAGGUCGACCCGACCGCGCUCGCGCCCGGGGUGCACUACGCGGAGAUCCACGCGUACGACGCCGCGGCGCGCUGGCGCGGCCCGCUGUUCCGCGUCCCCGUGACGGUGACGCGCGGCGAGCGCCCGGACCCGCCCCCGUUCAUCGACCUGGGGGAGUUCGCGUUCGAGGCCGGGACGGAGGUGCGGCGCUUCGUGGAGGUCCCGCAGGGCGCCACGUGGGCGGAAGUGCGCUUCGAGAGCGUCGAGUCGGACGUGCCGCUCAACUACAUGCUCCGCGCGACGCACCUGAUGCCGCAGCAGCGGUACUCCGACACGGAGGCGCGGUCGUUCGUGAGCCUCGAGCCGCACUCGCAGCACGCGCUGCACCUCCCGCUGUCGGGCGGCACCACGAUGGAGAUCACCAUGAGUCAGUUCUGGACGGCGCUGGGCAGGUCCAAGCUGCGGUGCUCCGUCGACUUCCACGCGAUCACGUGCCCGCCGCAGGUCCACAUCGACGGCGCCGUCGGCGUGCGGCCCGUCGACCUGUGGGCCCCGCUGCGCCCCGAGGCCGUCUCUCCCGACGCCAAGCUGGCCACGGUGCGCAUUCCGGUGACGCCGCACGCGUCGCGGAUCGUGCCGUCGCCGGACGCCCGCGACGAGCUCCCCGAGGGACGCACGAUCCACCUGAUGCAGCUCGACUACAAGCUCAAGCUCACCGAGGCCGGAAAAGUGACGCCGCGCAUCCCGAUGAUCAACGCCCACGUGUACGACGCGGUCUUCGAGGGGCAGAUGUACUUCCUGCGCGACAAGAACGGCCGGCGGGUCGCGACCGGGGACCUGUACCCCGAGCCCGUCGACCUCAAGGCGGGGGACUAUACCCUGACGCUGCAGCUCCGGGAUGAGUCGGUCGACGUGCUCUCCGCGUGGGAGGACACGACGGUUGUCUUCGAGCGCGCUCUCGCCGCGCCGAUCGAGGUGCCGUGCUACGCGAGCAUGGCCAACGCCGUCAACGCGAAGCCGGCCUUCAAGGGCCGCACGCUGGCGCGCGGCGAACGCGCGAGGGUCUUCCUGGGGCCUGUGCCCGCCGACAAGCUUCCCAAGGACGCGACGCCUGGCUCGGUGCUCGCCGGGACGGUCGCGUGGGGCACCAAGGGCUCCACGAAGGGCGGCGGCGGCGGAGGGGCGUGCGCGGACCGGCGGCAGCUGUCGAUGACGGUGGGGCCCAAGAAGCAGCCGAAGAAGAAGGAUGAGGCGAAGAAGACGGACGAGGAGAAGAGCAAGGAGCAGGAGAUGAUCAAGAAGGCCAUCGCGCUCCUGGGCAAGCUGGACCGGGAGGAGGCGGGCCAGAAGAAGUUGUUUGAUGCGUUGGUGAAGGGUCUGGCCGAGGGCGACGACGCGCUGGCGGCUGCGAGCGAGGUGCUCAAGGCGAAGGAGGCGGACGUCGCGGACGAGGCGAAGCGGACGCCGCAGGCGCACCGCGCGGUGGUGGAGGCUGCGGAGGCGGUGCGCAAGUGCUGCGACGAGGCGGCCAUGGCGGCGUUCGCGGCGCGGAAGAACUCCGACGACGAGACCGAAGACGAGAAGAAGCACGCGGAGAAGAUGGCCGAGCAGACCAAGGCGUACGUCACGGCCUGCGAGGCCGAGGUGCGCGCGCUGCUGGAGCUGCACCCCGACGCGCCGAAGAAGGCCGCGGGCGCCGACAAGGACCCCGAGGACCCCGUGCGCGCGGCGUGGAAGCGGCUGCGCGCGUGGGCGGACACGAGCGACGCGAAGUACGCCGUGCUGAACGCCAGGGUGGAGAAGCGCGCGGGCAACACUGCCAAGGCGGUCAAGGCGCUGGAGAAGGUGACGGGCGGCGGGGACGAGCCGCCGACGAAGGAGGCGCUGGAGCUGCGCGCGGAGCUGUUCGAGAAGCUCGGGUGGCAGCACUGGGCGCGCGCGGAGAGGAGCCAGAAGCUGGCGUGCUUCCCGCCGACGCCGGACCUGUUCUGA
Molecule: messenger RNA, 4017 nt
Organism: Pedinophyceae sp. YPF-701
Lineage: Eukaryota; Viridiplantae; Chlorophyta; Pedinophyceae
Source: the annotation of a GenBank genome assembly